UGACGCGUGUAUGGAAUUCAUUAAGAGUUCUGUAAAAAUGUCAAAAUGACAGCAAAACGUGAUAAGGAUUACAACAAAAAUAAAUCAACAGCGGGCAUCGGAUUCUCCGCCUCAAGCUCAACCAAUGGCAGCGGCAUCAAAUCAAUUGGUCUGGUGAGCUCCUCACAAAAUGUAACCUCAUCGCAGGAAAUUAGCAAGCGUACGAAUAAACCACUCAUGGAGAAACGCCGGCGAGCACGCAUCAAUCAGAGCCUGGCCAUACUGAAGGCGCUCAUCUUGGAAUCCACCAAGCAUCAGAAUGCCAAAAACGGCGAUGGGCAGGCGAAGCAUACCAAAUUGGAGAAGGCCGACAUAUUGGAACUCACUGUGCGCCAUUUUCAGCGACAUCGCAACCUCGAUGAUCCAACUGUGAAUAAAUAUCGUUCAGGCUACACGGAUUGUGCCCGGGAAGUGGCUCGUUAUUUGGCCACGCCGGAGCCGCCGCCCAUGGGCAAUAUGCCCACGCUAUCGGAGCCCGGGUCCAAGGCGCGCCUGCUCCGGCAUCUGGAUCAAUGCAUUGCCGAGAUCGAUGUGGAGAUUUGCCCGCACACAACAACGUCGAAUUUUGCCGAGAGUCCCAACAACAGCAGCACCUGUUUCGAUAUCAAGAAAGCGGCAACGUUACCCGAGGAGCAUUCGUUGGACUACAGCAGCCAGGACUCGAAUCCGCUGGACUACAGCAAAGGCGAUCAGCGCGUACUGCUGCAGGCGACAACAGCGCACUCCGCCCAGGACGAGAACAACAAUCGCGGGCAGCUGGCGGUGCCACAAACGCCACAGGUCCAAACCCCAACACAGCAACAACAAUCACCACCAAAUGGCGCUGUCAUCGAACUGGGCUAUGAGAACGAUGUGGGCAACAAGGUCGUCUGCGUCAAUGUGCUCGAGCAGUAUAAGCAGCAGCUGAAGGCUGAAGGUGGCGCCCCGAAUGGUGUGCUUGUACUCCCGCCGCACUAUGUUCAACUGGCAGCUGCCUUGGGCCUGAGCGCUCAGCCGCUUGUGGAUCCGAUUGCAACGCGCACGGAUUUCGAGCGUCUGAUUGAGUUGCAGCGCCUGCAGCCGCAUCUCGCCGGUAAGCUGAGCCCCAAUUUCGCCGGGAGCCUGGAGGCGGCGCAUGUGGCAGCCGCAGCGGCAGCUGCCUAUGCCAAUAGCAUGGCCAGCAAUUCAACGGUUGCAGCAGCAGCCAUGCUCAGCGAGCGACCCGCCUCGGUGGCCUCCUCGUCGGCGGCAGCUUCGGUCAGUUCGGGUGUCUCUGAUCUGAAGUCGGCACCGGCAACGCAACAGUCGUCGCCGCGCUCGGAGAGCGGCAUUGGUUCCAAUGAGAAUGAAACUCUGGACGCUAGUCCACAGACGAGCAGUGCGGCACGACAGGCUCUGCGCCAGCGUCAGGAGGAGGAGUAUCGGGCACAACAGCAGCAACUGCAACUACAACAACAACAGCAACAACACCAACAACAGAUUGUCCUCGGUCUCCAGCAGGGCUCCGAUGAGAGCAUGUGGCGGCCCUGGUAGUUCUCCGAUGCUUGGCCUUGUACAGUUCGGGAUGAUAUAGCUUUUAUGUACUAAGUAUAUUAUUAUAUAUAUGUAUAUGUAUAUGUAUGUAGACUGCGCAAAUUUGUUGCUUUGUUAUGGAUGAUAUGAUUUGUUCUUUUGGCUCCUAACUAAACCUGCAUAAAACAGUGGUCGCUCGCGAAUUGAAACGCUCAUUUUAAUCCAGCGGAAAACCUCAGCUCUAUUUUUCUGCACAACAAAGUCAAAUUUAAUAUUCGUACUAUAUAAUUAAAUUUGAUAGGCUCUGUUUACCAAUUUAAUAGGGUUUUUAUACAUAUUUUACUCAAAAGUUGACUCAAAACGGAAAAUAAUUAACAUAAAUUCUCAAAAAUUAUAUUCAAAGUGCUUUUAUUUUAUGCAAGUCCAAGUUCCGAGUGUCCACUGUAUUUAGGAUAAAACCUAUUGUUAAGCUCUUGCUCGUAUAAAUGUAUAAAAAUUCCAGCACGAGAUGCGAAUAUUUAAAUGCAUUUUUCACGUGUGCCAAUGCUAAAAGACUCUGAAUAAAAAAAAAAAACAAAAACUAUCCGUUCAUAACUAAUUGUAUAAUUCCAGACUAUGUUUUGUCCGAAUACCUUGAGUAAAAUGUAUCAAAUACUGAAAUUAAAACUGCAAUAACGUUAACAUUAUUUAACAAAUAACAAAUAUUUUUUCUUCUUUUUU
Molecule: messenger RNA, 2250 nt
Organism: Drosophila grimshawi
Lineage: Eukaryota; Metazoa; Arthropoda; Insecta; Diptera; Drosophilidae
Gene: Sidpn
Product: protein hairy
Exons: 4
Coding region: 46-1551 (501 amino acids)
Biological process (GO): anterior/posterior pattern specification; regulation of neurogenesis; regulation of transcription by RNA polymerase II
Cellular component (GO): nucleus
Molecular function (GO): DNA-binding transcription factor activity, RNA polymerase II-specific; RNA polymerase II cis-regulatory region sequence-specific DNA binding; protein dimerization activity
Source: RefSeq, a predicted model, not a curated record